AUGUCCGCCUUCAACGUGGUGUUCGGUUGCGUAAUGGCACUUCUAAUAAUUUUGUUUACAAUUAGCUCUAUGGCUAGAUAUUACAUAAAGUUUACACUCUUUAUUGUGCUUUCAUUAAUAUUCGCAUCGGUUCCUUUGCCGCUGAUGUUCUUCAGGCCCUUCAGUCCGAAGAAUGCUCUAAUACCAGCAUAUUUCUUGCGACUGACAGCUCGUUUCCUUGGGAUCCGCUGGACGGUUCGAGGACUUGAGAACGUGGAUGAUUCCCGUGGCGCUGUAGUAUUAUUAAACCAUCAGAGUAGUUUGGAUCUGUAUGUAUUGGCAGUGCUAUGGCCGCUUAUGGAGCGAUGUACGGUGGUUGCCAAGCGUUCUCUCCAGUACUCCGUUCCCUUCGGCACAGCCACCUGGAUGUGGGGUACCGUGUUUAUAGAUCGAGGUGCACAAUCCGCCCGUUCAGUUCUCAAUAAACAAACUGACGCCGUCAAAUGUCAUAAGCGGAAAUUAUUAUUAUUUCCCGAGGGUACGCGGCACGGAGGUGACAAGCUUCUGCCCUUCAGGAAAGGAGCGUUCCACGUGGCUUUGAAUGCAGAGGCACCGAUCCAGCCGAUCGUUGUAUCGAAAUAUCAUUUCUUGGAUUCCAAACGCCAUCGAUUUGGUUCAGGUGAAAUUAUAAUAACGAUUCUGCCGCUGAUAGAAACGAAGGGUCUGACCAAGGAUGACAUCGAUGCUUUAGUGGAGACGACUCAAACUAAAAUGCAAGAGGAAUUUACAAACACGUCAGCUGAGACGUAUUCGAGGCUCUCUCUUAAGAGUAAUUGA
Messenger RNA from Danaus chrysippus (African queen), 816 nucleotides. NCBI's taxonomy places the organism in Eukaryota, Metazoa, Arthropoda, Insecta, Lepidoptera, Nymphalidae. The record is from the annotation of a GenBank genome assembly.